Messenger RNA from Sinocyclocheilus grahami, 1916 nucleotides. RefSeq names its product UDP-glucuronic acid decarboxylase 1-like. The transcript is spliced from 14 exons. Lineage: Eukaryota; Metazoa; Chordata; Actinopteri; Cypriniformes; Cyprinidae. Gene Ontology annotation, biological process: D-xylose metabolic process. Gene Ontology annotation, molecular function: NAD+ binding; UDP-glucuronate decarboxylase activity. The record is from RefSeq and is a predicted model, not a curated record. Gene Ontology annotation, cellular component: cytoplasm. Bases 617 to 1804 code for a protein of 395 amino acids.
UUAAUCGAUAACAGAACGCAUCGCUUAUGUUAUCCUGCUCUGAGUAACGUUAUCUGAUGUGAAGCCGCUUUAUCGCGGAACUCUUGAUUAAUGACAUUGGAUCAUCGAUAAACCGUGAUCCUUGGACUACACAGAGGAUUUAAACAGACACCCGUGAUACUGCGCCAUAUUCCAGUAGUUAAGUUAGUUAGCAUCUCUAGCUGCAGCUCUACACUCACGACGCUAACGUUACACGGCUAACUGACCUCAGAGAAAUAACUGCUAACGUUAACCAAAAUGCCGUUUUACUUUCUUUAACCGAUAAACUGGAUUCACCCGGAUGCUUGCUGAACACAAACACGCUGGACUAUUUAAACGGUCAGAUAUUGUUUUGACGCAGAAAUUGUUUUGAGAAGAAGUUAGCCUGGUUAGCUUUGGGCAGGCGCUUGAGUUACUUCACAUACAGCAGCUGUUUAUACAGAAACGUUCGUAUUUCAGCGUAUAAUUCAGUUGUCGUGUAUGUUUGGUUACUAGUGCAGUGUUGUGUCAGUAAGUAGCAGGCCUGAGUCUCACGCGAGCUGUACGAGUGUGUGAUAGAUGAGCGUGAGAUGCAGUGGUGGUGAGGAAGAGCUGGAGGAUGAUGCGGAUGAGCUGGAUGAUCACAGUCAUUAACAGAAGAAUGAUGAAGAUCCUGAUCGCCCUCGCUCUCAUCGCCUACAUCGCCUCUGUCUGGGGAACCUACGCAAAUAUGAGGUCUAUACAGGAACAUGGAGAAAUGAAGGUUGAGCAGAGGAUAGAUGAGUGUCAGCACCUGCCUCAUUUUAACUGGAAACCAUAUAUCACCGGUGGGGCAGGAUUCGUGGGCUCGCACCUCACUGAUAAGCUGAUGAUGGACGGUCAUGAAGUGACAGUGGUGGAUAAUUUCUUCACUGGCCGCAAGCGCAAUGUAGAGCACUGGAUCGGCCAUGAGAACUUCGAGCUGAUCAACCAUGAUGUGGUGGAGCCUCUCUAUAUUGAAGUUGACCAGAUAUAUCAUUUGGCCUCGCCUGCAUCGCCACCCAACUACAUGUAUAACCCUAUCAAGACACUGAAAACUAAUACUAUUGGUACUCUGAACAUGCUAGGAUUGGCCAAGCGAGUCGGAGCUCGUUUGCUCCUCGCCUCCACUUCAGAAGUGUAUGGAGACCCAGAGGUGCACCCCCAGAAUGAGGAAUACUGGGGUCAUGUGAACCCUAUUGGCCCCCGGGCCUGUUAUGAUGAAGGGAAACGUGUUGCUGAGACGAUGUGUUACGCCUACAUGAAACAGGAAGGAGUAGAGGUGAGAGUGGCUCGGAUCUUCAACACCUUCGGGUCUCGCAUGCACAUGAAUGAUGGGAGAGUGGUCAGUAAUUUCAUUCUGCAGGCUUUACAGGGAGAGCCGCUGACGGUUUACGGUUCAGGUUCUCAGACAAGAGCUUUCCAGUAUGUGAGUGAUCUGGUGAAUGGCCUGGUGUCCCUGAUGAACAGUAACAUCAGUAGUCCAGUUAACCUGGGCAAUCCAGAGGAACACACUAUACUAGAGUUUGCACAGCUUAUUAAGAGUCUAGUUGUGAGCCGCAGUCAUAUUCAGUUCCUUCCAGAAGCACAGGAUGAUCCACAGAGAAGACGGCCAGAUAUCCGCAAGGCCAAAAUGCUUCUGGGCUGGGAACCUGUGGUGCCACUGGAAGAAGGCUUGAACAAAACCAUCCAGUACUUCAGCAGAGAGCUGGAGCAUCAAGCCAACAAUCAGUAUAUACCCAAACCCAAAGCUGCACGGAUGAAAAAAGGAAGACCCAGACACAACUGAUGAAUUGUGUUGAUCUCAGGGAUGCUGGGAUACUGAAGGACCUUAGACGUCCAGCAACCAUUUUACAGCGUGGGUCUCCCACCUCCCACUUUCAGAUCCAUCUUUUUGAAAA